Molecule: messenger RNA, 1163 nt
Organism: Moneuplotes crassus
Lineage: Eukaryota; Ciliophora; Spirotrichea; Euplotida; Euplotidae
Source: the annotation of a GenBank genome assembly
AUGAAAGGCUCUAAAGACAUUUUAGAUUCAAUCCUAGAUAUUGAUGCAAAAGUUCUCGGAAUAGACAACGUUCAGGAUGAUAUGGACCUCAUUGGCAACAACUAUGAUCCAAAGAAUGAAGAAGCAAGCAGAAGUUCAUCUGGAUUUAGCCAGAUAAAGCCAAUUCAUUCAUCUUAUCAAAACUCAUCUGAUUGUACGCCAGGAGUAGUCAACCCCUAUGUCUAUCCUGUGAAGCGGAAAAGAGGCAGACCAAGGAAGGAAGAGCAGUAUCUUCAUCCUUCACUGACCAAGCCAGGGCCUAUAGGGGUUAGAACUCCUUACAAUUAUUACGUCAAGGAACAGAAAGAUGUCCUUCGAGACCAGUUCAGAGGUGUCUCGCUUAAUAUCAUGUUGAGUCAGAUUGGCGUCACAUGGAAUUCAAUGACUGAGCAGGAGAAAAAGCCCUAUGUGGCUCUUUCCAGACAGGACAGAAUUAGGUACGAGCUCGAGCUUCAGCAAUACAAUGCUGGAAAUUUUCAGAACCAAGUACCUGAGAAACCGCCAAGCACUGCUUUUGAGUUCUUUUGAUGCGAGAAAAAGACUUCUUGUAAGAAGAGUUUUCCAAAUUUUAGCGAAGAUCAGAUUAUCAAGCAUUUGCAGACAGAAUGGAAUCUGCUGAGUGCUCAGCACAAAGAUCAUUAUCAUCAGCUUGAAUCUCAGGAACAAGAACGGCUUAAAAGAGCUUUAGCCAGAGGCAGUAAAAGAAAACGAGGUAGGAAGUCAAAAGCAGAGAUUCUUGCUGAAGAACAAGCUGAAAUGGAGCAUAAAAUGAGAAAUAAUGACAUCAAGGCUGAUAUCAUUUUGCCUCCAAUUUCGUCUAUAAAUAUUCCACAAAUAGAGGAGACUAAGUUGUGUGGACCUCUUCAAUCAGAGACAUCUCCAAAUAAACCAUUGCUACAAAGGAAAUCUCAUGAGAACUAUGUAGAGCUGAAUUCUGAGAAGGAGAUGAAUUAUGAAGACCUUGCUCUCUCUUCACAAAGUAGCCAGGAAAUACAAGAUAUUGAUCAAUUAUACCACGAAAUGCUUGAAAAAGAUCCAGACAAUGUUAUUGACUAUACAGAUAUCGAUAGCGAAGAUCUUGACCUAAUCCUAAACGAAGAUACUGACUAAUUCUUAAUAAACCC